GGCGGCUCCAACGUGCAGUCAGUCUCCAAGUGAGCAAGUGAGAGUUAUCUCGGCCAUUACCUAACCUAAGCGUUCUCCUGUGUCGUGCGUUUUCCUGUGCCCGUGAUUUUUUCGGGGAUGUGUGUCUAGUGUUUCGGGUGUGCGUCUUUAAUGCGUCCCGUGUCCCGGUGCGAAGCGACUGAGUGUUCCGGUGGUGUUGCCAGUGGUUGAGAUUGUUUGUUGUGCUUCUUCCCGCUCGUUCUCGGAACCAUGGAGGAGUCGCAGAAGAAGGACGCGGCCGCCCAGAAGGAGAAGAUCAAGAGGAUGUUCAGUUGGAGUGACAGCAUAACAGAGGGGAGCAACACAAACACGAUGGUGGACUCGCCGGAUGUGAUAACGAUGGACCCGCGGAACGGGAUUGUGAACCCGGCGUUUCAGCCGCCCUCGCUCAUGUCGCAACAGAGCACCGACUGGACGCGGCGGCAGCAAGCCGUCAGCGUCCGUCACGCAUUCAAACAUUACGGCUCCAAAAAAAAUCCCAACCACGUUCUCAGCAACCUAAACAUGACAGUCGGCAAAGGAACCAUAUACGGGCUAUUAGGUGCCAGUGGUUGUGGUAAAACGACACUUCUCAGCUGUAUAGUCGGACGACGGCGAUUAAACACGGGAGAAAUCUAUGUUUUAGGAGGCAAACCCGGCACGAAAGGGAGUGGCGUCCCCGGAAAAAGGGUCGGCUACAUGCCUCAGGAGAUAGCCUUAUACGGAGAAUUUUCAAUUGCGGAAACAAUGAAAUACUUCGGGUGGAUUUUUGGCAUGGAAACUUCAGAAAUCAACGACAGACUUCAAUUUUUGCUCAAUUUCCUAGAUUUACCCAGUCAAUCCCGGCUCGUCAAAAACCUCAGUGGUGGUCAACAGAGGCGAGUGUCAUUCGCUGUUGCCCUCAUGCACGAUCCAGAACUGCUUAUUUUAGACGAGCCUACAGUCGGUGUUGAUCCACUUCUUAGGCAAAGUAUAUGGAACCAUCUCGUGCAAAUCACGAAGGAUGGAAACAAAACCGUCAUCAUCACGACGCAUUACAUCGAAGAGGCCAGACAAGCGCAUACGAUCGGUCUGAUGCGUAGCGGUCGCUUAUUGGCUGAGGAAUCGCCACAAGUGUUGCUCUCUAUGUACGGUUGCCAAAGUCUUGAGGAGGUCUUCUUGAAACUGAGUAGGAACCAAGGAAAUGACAACACUAACAUUCCAGAAAUCAACAUGUCCAAUAACAUCUCACUCGCCACUCUUGGGUGGGGGAAAAAGGAUGUUUACGUGUCUGAAGAGAGCGGUGUCAUUGGCCUCAACUUCCACCAAUCGAAAGAAAUUUUAAUUCAAGACCAGUCAAAUGGACACUAUGAUGUGAACGGCAAGAAAAUGGAAAUGAUGGGAGAACCAGCUGCUGACUGUGAUGACUGCUCAGCCUGCUGCAAUCUAACAACAAAGGGGAAAACUCGAGCUCUGUUGCAGAAAAAUUUCCUCAGGAUGUGGAGAAACGUUGGAGUUAUGCUUUUCAUUUUUGUUUUACCUGUGAUGCAAGUCAUUCUUUUCUGUCUGGCUAUUGGAAGAGAUCCAACUGGACUUCAUUUGGCCAUAGUUAAUCAUGAAAUGGACUUCAAUAGCUCAUACUGCCCAAUUAACACCAAUUGCACAUUUAGCUACCUAAGUUGUCGUUACCUGAACUCUUUACCGAAUGAUACAAUAAUACAGGAUCACUAUCGAGACGUGGAAAGUGCAAUACAAGCGGUGAAAGUCGGGGACGCAUGGGGAGCACUGUAUUUCACGGAUAAUUUCACAGAUGCCCUUGUAGCUAGAAUGGUGCUUGGCCGUGAUGCAGACACAGAGACACUGGAUCAAAGUGAAAUCAGAGUCUGGCUGGAUAUGUCAAAUCAACAAAUUGGACUCAUGCUGAACCGUGAUCUGCAAAUAUCUUACAGAGAUUUUGCACAAGAUUUAUUGACAUCAUGCGAUCAGAAUCCCAAGCUAGCUGAUAUUCCAAUUCAAUUUAAAGAACCUAUUUAUGGAAGUAACGACCCAAGUUUCACUGACUUCGUCGCUCCUGGUGUUAUUCUGACAAUCGUUUUCUUCUUGGCCGUUGCUUUGACAUCCUCAGCUCUCAUUAUUGAGCGAAUGGAGGGGCUCCUAGACAGAAGUUGGGUUGCAGGAGUUACCCCACUUGAGAUCUUGUUCUCUCACGUCAUCACACAGUUUGUAGUCAUGGUUGGACAAACUGCUCUAGUUUUAAUUUUCAUGAUAGCUGUCUUUGGGGUUGAAUGCAAAGGAAACCUUGUCCUGGUUGUUAUUUUAACUAUUCUUCAAGGUUUAUGUGGCAUGUGCUUCGGUUUUGUCAUCUCAGCAAUUUGUGAACUAGAGAGAAAUGCAAUUCAAUUAGCUCUGGGUAGCUUCUAUCCAACUCUUUUACUCAGUGGAGUUAUCUGGCCUGUAGAAGGAAUGCCAAUUAUUUUACGGUACAUCAGUUUGUGUCUGCCACUCACAAUGGCGACAACAUCGCUGAGGAGUAUCCUCACACGUGGUUGGAACCUCCUUGAACCUGAUGUUUAUAUGGGCUUCAUUUCGACCAUCACCUGGAUUAUUCUCUUCUUAUCUGUUUCCAUGGCAGUUCUGAAAUUCAAGAGAGGUUAGAUCCUACAACAAACCUGCCACGAUUGACCGAAUCCUGAAAGAUUGCUCACUCUCCUAGCCCUUUGUUAUUUGAGUCAUGUUUUCCAAAAGUAAAAAGAAGUUUCAAGUAAAUUUUCAAUUUUGACUUAAGGAGAAAAAUGCAAAAAAAAAAAAAAAAAAAAAUUUGAACAUUUGAAAAUAAGAAAAUAUGCUAUUUAAUAUCAAAGCAAGGUCUUUGAAUCAUUUACUGUAAAUAAUUCCUUCGGAACUCAUUUUAAAUACAAGCAAUUGGAUUUUUGAGGAUGAUAAAGCUGUUUUUGACAAGGGUAUUAGGAUCUGCUCCAAUUUUACAUGAAAAAUUGAAGAGACUUUGUUUAUUGUCUGCGAGCAAAGAAAAGAGCAAGCAAUUAGGAUUUGGAAAGUUGAAUGACUACUGUUAAGCGUAUCACCAUUAAACAUGGGUGCCAGACAAUUUCAUCCUCUUUUUUCUCUUCCUGCAAACCAAAGAAAGGGAAAAAACUGGAAAAGUUGAUGUAAGUAUGUGUAUAUAUUCAGUAGCUACCGGCGCAUAUUCGUUGUAUGUGAUGCUACUCACUUUAUACGUUUGUGAGUCUGUAUUUUGUUAAGUUUGAUGAAAAGUUCGGUUCAGAACAUAAUCAAUUCAUGCCUAAAUUGUGUCUAAAAACCACCAACUUACCUCUUUGAAUUUAGAGAAAUACUGGUGCUUUUUGGACGGAAUUUAGAAUUUGUUAAAGUGAAUAGUACCUAGAGUCAAGAGAAAAAUCAAUGGCACCAAUUGUUAGGUCUAUUAUUCGUACUUACUUAAACUAAGUUCAUCUGAAAAUAAAGAUACUCAAGGAAUUUGUGCUCGUUGAUUUUCUUGCAGUUGGAAUUGUAAUUCAGUGGAGUUACUAAGGUUUUCUACAAUUGACGUGCCAAAAUUUACCAUUCAAUUUAAAUGAUCUUACGAAAAAGAAAAGAUACAGGAGAAAUUCUUGAAGUAAUAAUUUGGCCUUAUCAGUUAAUGUUACACUAUGUAAAGAUAGUGAUGGCGUACAUGAAAUAAAACAUUCCAUCAGCACAAAAAUUUACCCAUGCUACUUUUAAUAAAUUAUUACUGUUUCCUUCUACUCUCGAUGAGCCUACUCAUCAUAAAAAUAAGAUGCAGCACCUCUCUGUACGGUGUGAAUCAACUGAUAAGUUGCUUCAGUUCAGUUAAUUGAAUUCAAAGUUUUUUUCAUAAAUGCUAGAAGCUCAGAUGAAUGAAAACCACUCCAUCUGUAAAACGCCUUGUGAAUGGUGCUUAGAACCAUAAAAUUUUACAGGUGACUCCGUUUUUUCUUUUUCAAUUUUUGCUUCUGAUCGCAUUUUACUGUGUGAUGUUUUGGAGUCUUGAAAAUUAAAAUAGGAAAAAUGCCUUUAAUGUCUGUUUUCUGGAGGAUAAAGUAACUAGUCUCCAAA
Molecule: messenger RNA, 4092 nt
Organism: Bemisia tabaci
Lineage: Eukaryota; Metazoa; Arthropoda; Insecta; Hemiptera; Aleyrodidae
Gene: snu
Product: ABC-type transporter snustorr
Cellular component (GO): membrane
Molecular function (GO): ATP hydrolysis activity; ATP binding; ABC-type transporter activity
Source: RefSeq, a predicted model, not a curated record